Messenger RNA from [Torrubiella] hemipterigena, 2607 nucleotides. Lineage: Eukaryota; Fungi; Ascomycota; Sordariomycetes; Hypocreales; Clavicipitaceae. The record is from the annotation of a GenBank genome assembly.
CCCCGGAUUCCUCCUUGUUUCCUUGCAUUCCGCCUUCCCCACUUUCUCUUUUGCCUUUGCCUUUGUCGCCGCGAGACAGCACUGCACAAUUUGUACCAUUGGCAUUUGGCCUAUUGCGACCGCCCCCUCCGAUCCCAUUCUGCUUGUUGUCCUUGGUCGCUCGUUCGCUCGCCCGUUCUCUUUCUUUCUCCCUUCACCAUCAUCUUCUCUUCCAGGCCCCUCGCCAAACCCAACCCGGUCUCAGCAUCAGCGCACAAAGAGCCGCCUAUCCUCUGUUGACGCUCCCUGGCCUGACUGUCGCUCUCCGCUCACACAUCUAUCUCUGCCAACGCUUUCGUCGAAAUCCGUCUUGACUCGCCUGCCCGUAAAAAGAGGCUCACGCAUUUCUCACCAGCACCUGUUUUUCUCCGCCCCUUUGCUCUGCCUACAGCCGCUGUAUCACCAUGAUCUAGAGGACUCGUGGAUUCCGCUUAAUUUCGCUCUUGCAAUUUUUAUCGCAUUCGUUUGUUGUUUCCCAUAUCGGCCAUCCAACCGCCAGCAUCCACACCACCACCAAUACUAGGAGAGCCAGCUCUUACUUCACCCAACAUGGAGUGUUCGAGUCCGCUGUCGUCCGUCGGCACAAACUCUCCGCCUCUGUCGCCACGCCCAUCCCUUUUCAACGCUUUCCUCGACAGCCCGUGCAGUCGAUCGUCUUCACCCCCAGAAUCCAUGACUUCGAGUACCUCGGGCUCUAAGCGCAGGGGCCAACUGGAUGGCUCGCAUUCUGGAGACAGCGACCGCGACCGCCCCGCCAAGAAAAGGCGUACUGUAACACCAAAGGAGCGCACUACCGAAUACCUCGAUCUGCUCAAAUCUGAGGAUGAAUACACUGAACAAGACCGCCUGCAAAUGGACCGCUUGACGGCCGAACUUCGUAAGAAGAAGAAGAUUGUCGUUAUUGCUGGUGCCGGCAUGUCGGUCUCGGCAGGUAUCCCUGACUUCCGUUCUUCCAAUGGCAUGUUUGCCCAGGUUAAGAAGCAGCACAACGUCAAAUCCUCGGGCAAACAUUUGUUUGACGCCUCGGUGUAUAAACACGACUCAUCCACUCAGUCAUUCCAUAAUAUGGUUCGUGAAAUGGUCGCCAUGUCCAAAAACGCAAAGGCUACGCCAUUCCACCAGCUGCUUGCAUCCUUGGCCAAGGAGGGCAGAUUAUUACGGCUCUAUUCACAAAAUAUUGACUGCAUCGAUACCAACCUCCCGCCGCUUGCCACAAAGGUUCCACUAAACCUCAAAGGUCCUUGGCCUGCCACAGUUCAACUGCAUGGCGGGCUGGAAAAUAUGGUCUGUACAAAGUGUGGUGAGCUUUCACCGUUUGAUGAAUCUCGUUUUGACGGUCCUGAGGCGCCGCUCUGUAAGACGUGCAAAGAAAACGACGCUGUUCGCACCCACUUUGGUGGUAAACGAAGUCACGGCAUCGGCCGCCUUCGACCUCGCUUCGUUCUUUACAACGAGUUUAACCCUGACGAAGAAGCCAUUGGGAAUGUUUCAAGUGCAGAUCUGCGCGCUCGCCCGGAUGCCGUCCUUGUUGUUGGAACUACACUCAAGGUACCAGGGACCCGCCGACUAGUAAAGGAAUUGUGCCAAGUCACGCGUGGCCGACGGGAUGGCUUCACAGCCUGGAUCAACCCAUCUCCUGAGCCCAAGGGUAUCGACUUUAAGGAUUGCUGGGAUCUUGUUGUCAAGGCCAAGUGCGAUGAUGUUGCUAGUCUCGUCCAGCUUCCUCCGUGGGAUUGCGAGAUUGGUGAUGACUACCUUAUGCCCAAAGAAGGCGCUUUCAAAUCCAAUAUCGAGGUAUCCUUGACUAGCAAAUCAUCCUCAUCCAGCCCUGAGCAGGAAGAGGUCAAACAGCAAAUUAUAUCAGAGCUGCAAGCUAUUCCUACGCCUCGACCCAGUCCGAAGCCAGCCGCCGCCGCCAAAGCUACCACAACAACAAAACAGGCCACCCUCUUUGGCAAAUCGCAGCCGGCAGACAAGACCGUCAAAGCCAACAAGCCACGUGCUCGCAAGCCUAAGCAGCCUGUUAAGAGCAGUGCUACUCCCAAGCCCUUGCCUAUGCCAUUCAAAUCUGUCAAAAAUCUUGUCAGCCGUGCAUCCGAUGGCAAAAUCAUGGAAAAGGCGAACCUGGCUACUAAUACGUCUCCUAUCUGCGUUUCCUUGCCGCUUGGUUCAGAUACCAAUGCCGCAAAGCUCCCUUCAACACCGGAAAAGGGUGUACCUUUAAAAGAGACCAUAUCCCCAUCCUCGAUGCCAACCAACAUGAGCCACAUUAUCGACGCUUAGAGGCUCCAAUUACCGCUAUCAUUUGUUUUAAAACCUUGGUGUCCACUUCACAGCACGGGUGGAUAGCAGAAUUCAUCCUCAAGGAGUUUUGAUUUGUUUUUGCUUUUCUUUUCUUUUCAAGCGAUAUGCUCACUUUGGCGUAUUGGUGUUGAUGGCGGCCUUGUACAAAAGGAUUUGAGAAUUCAGGACUGGAGUUUGUAGGCGUUUACUACAUGUAGGGUGCUCCGCUGCGAGAGGCCGCGUAGAGCUUUAAUUAAUCGGUCAAAGGCCUUCUUAUUUCUCAAU